ACGAGAGUUCAACUGAUAAGAUGGCGUCGAGUGUACACACAGACUAGGAAGAAACCUUGAUUUUAUCCUAAUUCUUUUCUUCUUUGAAAUGUUAAAUAAUUAUAUGGAGACCAAAUGGAGAACAACAUUGUGAAAGAUUUUGAAAACUUAAAAGUGUUUGCAGCGCAACACAAAUACAUCAGGAUGGAUGAGUUGGUGCAGGAUCUGACCAUGGCCCUGGAGGAGACGGCCAGUGUCAGCAGACCUGGUGCUUCUCUUCCGGACAGUGUCGGCCCCAAUGCUUGUCCCAGGAGGUUUGUCAAGAAACGGAGAGGAAUUCGCCGCUCUUCGAGCAACAACUACUACUGGAAACGGGGCACGAUCAGUGAGGCGUCGGAGAGUAGCGUGGAAGAGCAGACCAUGAGAGACUACGCUGGCAAUGUCAUCCACAGCGACUCGGAUGAUCUGGCAGCCUGUCACAGGAUUCCCAAGCUGACCGUUCCCGUGGUUGACCCAGUCCCGCCGGUCGAGUCGGAUUCUUUUACGGAGAACCUGUCUCCGAUGCGACCCCAGAGGAGGAGGAGAAAGUACAAGACCAUGACCGUGGACUCGUCUCCGCUGACUGACCCGAUCCCCUCUGAUGCCGACUCGGUUUCUGGCGACAAAUGCGUGGGGAAGCGUAAAGAAGACUCCCCGUCUGCCACCAUGGAGCGUCAGUCCUUCUCCGGGCCCCGCAGCUCCUCCUCUACGACCAACAUGCCACACUCAGUGACCGCGGGGAAGAGGAAGCGCAGCAGCAAGAGCCGCACGGAGUACAGUUUUGCCUACUCUCACGGAGACAUGAACGCUGUCAUGGCCGCUGGGGCCAGCUCCGACAGAAUGGAAGUGGCCAGUGUUUCGCAGGAAAGCUCUCUCAGCAGUAGCGAGUUUGACAGUGACAUCAAUGUCAACAAUGAGGAUGCACGAGAAGCGGACGAUGAGCAGAGUGAUUUCUUCCACGAGCCUGGUCCGGCCUGUGGCAUCCCCGACAUAGUGCCCUGGUGGGAGAACGAGAGAGUCACGGACGAGCCGCUCCGAGUCGACUCAGAUUUUGAGAAAAUACUCACCAGCACGUUUGCACACCUGCCAAAAUUUUCGAGCCAGAGCUUUAAAGCAAGGGUGGGACGUCUCAUUUCUGGGAGUGGUCGAGAAAUUCGCCUCGGAAGGAGAAAGCUGAAAGGGAAGAUGCCGCGGUACACGGUGGGCAAGUUUCUCCAAGACCGCGAGCACUGGAACAGAAUGCAAGGCCACCACAACGCCAGCUGCCCCCUGCCCGGCUGCAGCAACAGCACCAGCAACAACAGCAACGGUCACGUCACCGAGUUCAAGAGGAGGCGGCACGUGCCACGGAAUACGCCUGCUGUAGAUGGAAUGAGCGGGCAGACGUCGGACCCCGUGUCGGAGACCAACAUUCCCCCCAAGAUCCAGCGACCGGUGCCCAGCCCGUGCCGCAAAGUGUCGCCGGUGCCGGCCGUGAGGAGAAGCACGCGCAACAAAGCUUGUGUCUCCUACACCAACGUGUCUGACUCGUGAAAGGCUGUUGGAGGGCGAGGGACAGACUUACGGAGGCAGUUGGUUGACAGUGACAGAUUUGUGGAGACUAUUUGCUGACAAUGACUGAUUUGCGGAGACUAUUUGCUGACAAUGACUGAUUUGCAGAGACUAUUUGCUGACAAUGACUGAUUUGCGGAGACUAUUUGCAGACAGUGACAGAUUUGUGGAGACUAUUUGCUGACAGUGACAGAUUUGUGGAGACUAUUUGCUGACAAUGACUGAUUUGCGGAGACUAUUUGCUGACAAUGACUGAUUUGCGGAGACUAUUUGCUGACAGUGACAGAUUUGUGGAGACUAUUUGCUGACAGUGACAGAUUUGUGGAGACUAUUUGCUGACAAUGACUGAUUUGCGGAGACUAUUUGCUGACAGUGACAGAUUUGUGGAGACUAUUUGCGGACAAUGACAGAUUUGUGGAAAACUAUUGACUGACUGACCAAUUUGCUGAAAACUAUUGGCUGACAAUGACAAAUUUGUGAAGACUGUUGACAGACUGAUAGAUUUGUGAAGACUAUUGGCUAACAAUGACAUAUUUUGCUGAAAACUAUUGGCUGACAAUGACAGAUUUGAGAAAACUAUUUGCUGACAAUGUCAGAUUUGCUGAAAACUAUUGACUGACAAUGAUACAUUUGUGAAAACUAUUGACUGACAAUGACAGAUUUGAGAAAAGUAUUGGCAGACAAUGUCAGAUUUGAGAAAACUAUUGACUGACAGUGACAGAUUUUGCUGAAAACUAUUGGCUGACAAUGAUAGGUUUGCUGAAGACUAUUGGCUGACAAUGAUAGAUUUGAGAUGACUAUUAACGGGCAUGACAGAUUUGUGAAGGCAGUUGGCUGAAUAUAACGGAUUGCUGAAAACCAUUGGCUGACAAUGACAGAUUUGUGAAAACUGUUUGCUAACAAUGACAUAUUUGCUGAAAACUAUUGGCUGACAAUGACAUAUUUGAGAAGACUUUAGACGGGCAUGACAUAUUUGGGAAGGCAGUUGACUGACCAUGACAGAUUUGGCUGGCAAUGUCAGAGUGACGUGAGAUUUGUGGAAGCUAUUGACUUGAAAUGUCAGACGUGUAAAGGAAGUUAGCUCGCGGUGUUGGCGACGAGGGACAUGAAGGCCACGGGCUGGCUGUGGUUGGGUGGUUGUGAUAAGGAAUUGUCCUGAAUGGUGGAGAGUUGAAGGUCGAAUUUCUGUAUUUUUUGCUCGUUCUUUCUGGAAUGAGUUGAUGUGUAGUGUCCAACCCCUUGAUUCUUUACCUUUUUUCAAAUUUUGAAAAUGAAAUAGUAAAUGAUUUGAAAUGCUACCAUAUAUAUAUAUGAAUUAAUGUUGUAUUUCUGUCUUCUUCUCUCCUUCUCUGUCCCAAGUGUCAUGGCUAGGUGUUGAAACCACAGGCCAUGAGGACUAAAUGUUGACUAUAUUGUUGGUGCUGUUGCAGGAAUGUGGUGUUACACUGUUUGUCCCUGAUUUACUGGGGGAGGGAAAAAAUAGACACUGGAGUUGCUCAUAUUUCUUGUGACACCGCAGAUAAUUUUUAUAUCUAUAUAUAUUGGCCUGUGGCACCUUCUGUAACUUUUAUCUAAGGAAACCUUACUACAGGCUCUGCGCACACUCGGAUUUUGGGGUUAGGUGGGCUUGAAAGUUGCAGGGGACCAAUAGAAAUGAAAACCUACUCCAAAAAGCAAGGCUUCUAGAUAUCUAGAUAUGGGUGCCCUCGAAUGCACUCAAAAGGUGGAUCUGAAUAGCAAUUGUCCCUAAAACUGCUUGUUAGAGACUCCAGCUAUUGGUAGGGUGUGACUUGUUACGGGCUCUUACAGUCUGUGAGGGUUGUUAGACUCUGCCUCUAUUGGUCAGAUUUUCACAAGUAAAUGCAAAGUAGCCAGUUAAUGAGGGGAAAUAGCAUUGUAACCUUUUGCGCCAUCUUCUAUAGCAUUGUAGAAAAAUGUUGAUGCUACAUGCACAAAGAGUCGACGUCCAAAUAGUGAUCCUUGCCAAGGCUAAGAUCUGGCUCCUUUAUCCCGAGGAGCCAUGUAUCAGAGGUCACCUAUAGUCCCAUCCCCCUCGUGUUCUAGUUCCCAGAGCCUUACCCUUACAGGACCUUUGCCCCUGAGCUCCCUUGAGUAGACUGCUAGAUUUGUGCCAUGGAUGCUGAGGUUUUUAAAAAGUUUUACUGAGAGUUUUACAGCGUUUGCAACACAAAUAGGUCGUAUGAUUGCUGAAGAUUAGAGGUGUUACUGAAGAGUAGCAUGCAAAGAAAAGGAGGAGAGAUAAGGAGCAGACCACACAAGAGCAUCCUCCUCGAACCACCCUGUCAGCAUGCUGAGGUGUGCACUCUGUGCGUAGAAGGGAACAAGUUAGAUUACUCCCAGUGUGUGUGCUCAGGUCCAUGGUGUUGGCCACGGCUAGCUAUACAAUAGAUCUAUCGUCAUUUUGUACAAAAAACCUGUUUCUUGUAUUUCAUGCCUCUGAAGUAUCUUCACUUGUUAGUAACAAGUAUUUCUGUGCAUCCCGUUAGCAUAUGCGUCGUUGUUUUAUCUUUCUUUCCUCUCUGGUGUGUAACUAUAUAUUUAAUCCUCUGAUGUGUACUAACCAAGGCAUACAUUGUAACCUUGUCAUUACUUUGUCUUUGGAGUUGAGAAAUUCCGUGGUCAAUAUGUCGCAGUUUGGGCCUGCCCAAAUGUCCCCUUUGAUUACUCUUCUUCGUUUUUUUCCAUAUCUUUCCUGUAUGUUUUGAUUUUGGCGAGCUUUAUGAUGCGCGUUUCACUGAACAUGAAGUUAUUGUGUAUGUGAGUUUUAAUUGAAGUGAGGAAAAAUUCAAGUUCAAGCAUAACAAUUUAUAAUGUGUACUGUUGCAUUACAGCAUGGUGCUAAAAAGCAUAAUAAUAACUUUUAGAAGUACGUGUAGUAAACUUUUAUCUUUGUUGUGUGUUUGACUGGAGUGAGUUAGACCGAGAUACACACGCUUGACUGUCUUGUUGACUGCACGACUGACUGAUUGAGCUGACGUAGGACUUACGAUAACUGUGUUGAUGCUGACAGAAUUCAUGUGUCUUUUACUCUCUGAAGUAGUAAGUAGUAAAAUAAUGUUUGUUUUAAUAACUGCUGAAAAGAAUGUGAUGAAUCAGAGCCGAGUGACAGGAGAACUAUCUAGAAAGGUGUGUAUUUUAAACUUGUGGGGCUGUUGUUAUAUGUGUUAUGCAGCAGUAUAUUGCUUUUCUUGUCCAUGUGGUAGUGACUUAAAGAGACUGGAGAAUCUAUGGUAGUAAUGACAGUAUAGAUAGAGCCUUGAAGGAGAGUGUCCGUGGAUUCAUAUACUUAACCUGAUUCCAUUCUUCAGUUUUUAGUUUUUGUAAAAGUUUUAUGACACUUGCAACACAACCAGGUCAUGUAAGUGCUGAAGAUUAGAGGUGUUUUUAGAGAGUGAUGUACAAAUAGAGGAAGGAGGAGAGAUAGAAGGAUGAUAGAUGGUUGAUA
Aplysia californica (California sea hare) is the source of this 5035-nucleotide messenger RNA. RefSeq names its product G patch domain-containing protein 2. NCBI's taxonomy places the organism in Eukaryota, Metazoa, Mollusca, Gastropoda, Aplysiida, Aplysiidae. The record is from RefSeq and is a predicted model, not a curated record. The coding region runs from base 115 to 1551 and encodes 478 amino acids. The transcript has 7 exons.